Messenger RNA from Protopolystoma xenopodis, 267 nucleotides. NCBI's taxonomy places the organism in Eukaryota, Metazoa, Platyhelminthes, Monogenea, Polystomatidea, Polystomatidae. The record is from the annotation of a GenBank genome assembly.
AUGUUUGGAAAGGAUUCUUUCUUCCCUGAUGGUCGUGUUAGACCACUAACUGUUGAAGCUUCUGACAAUGCUUGGUCUUUGCACAGCACGCGAUCUUACAGGCGUCGUUUCUUCGCUUCACUCCAUCAGCGUAUGCGCCGCCAGACUAUCUCCGAUCCAGAGUUGAUCUGUCUCUCCACAGCCGGGACAGGCCUUCUUGGUUUUGACUGUAGUGUGAGUCAUUUGUUAGUGCUCUUCUUUUAUCCUCUUUAUAUAAUAAAGUACUAA